CAAGAAGGGAAGAAGCGGGGAAGCUUCCCUUCGCCAGGCUCGCCCGGGUCUGCAGGCGCUGCUGGAGGCAGCAGUCUCCAGCUCCCGGCUGCGGUGGUAGCUGCUGAGCUCUCUCUCCAGCGAUGCUUCUUAGUGCCGCGCCACGCUGAGGCCGAACGUGUACGGGGGCUUGCCUCAGCUCCAUACAUCCUUGAUCUCAGCCUGGGAGCUAACAGCCUACUGGAAAACCCUCUGAGUCGCGCUGCCCAGUGGCCACCCAAGCGCUCGCCCGCAGUGGCAACCGCAGCAUCACCGGACCCAUCGCUCUCGGUUCUUUCCUACGGUCUGAGUUCUCUCCAGAUUUCCCCCACGCGUCCUUUGAUUUUUUUUUCCAGAAGAGAGGGCGGGGUAGGUGUCAGUCCCCUCCUCUCUCUCACCCCUCCUAUUCCUUCUCGGUUUGAAUUUCUUCCCCUGGCAUUUCACUGGCUCUCAGAGCAAGAGACCAGACCCACAGAGAGGGGAAAGCCAGGCUGCGCCUCCCUUGCUGCUGCCAGCCCAGAACUGGAACCUAGAGAGGGUGAGGGGAGAGGAAGCAAAGCAGGAGGAGCUUGGCUUCCUCUCGCAUCUGAGGACAGACCGGUUCACUUCAAGAACCUCACAGAGAGGCAGACUGCAUCUCUGCAGCGAGCUUUUGGAGUACCACUGGCCCGGAGGCUAAGGAUGGUGAUUUCUCUGAGAGCAGGCUGCAGGGCAGCGCUCUCGCUCUGGAUUCUCAGCAGCUUCAUCUGCAGAGCCUGGACAGCUCCCUCCUCCUUCCAAAAAUGUGAUGAGCCUCUCGUCUCUGGUCUUCCCCAUGUGUCCUUCAGCAGCUCUUCCUCCCUGUCCAGCAGCUAUGCACCUGGCUAUGCCAAGAUCAAUAAGCGAGGAGGUGCUGGUGGAUGGUCUCCAUCAGACAGUGACCACUAUCAAUGGCUUCAGGUUGACUUUGGCAAUCGGAAGCAGAUUAGUGCCAUUGCAACCCAAGGAAGGUACAGCAGUUCUGACUGGGUGACGCAAUAUCGAAUGCUCUACAGUGAUACAGGGAGAAACUGGAAACCCUAUCAUCAAGAUGGCAAUAUCUGGGCUUUUCCGGGAAACGUCAACUCCGACAGUGUGGUUCGGCACGACCUACAGCACGCAGUAGUUGCCCGCUAUGUACGCAUUGUGCCCCUGGACUGGAAUGGAGAAGGCCACAUAGGGCUGCGUGCAGAAGUCUACGGCUGCUCAUAUUGGGCUGACGUUAUCAACUUUGAUGGCCAUGUGGUGUUACCAUAUCGAUUCAGAAACAAGAAGAUGAAAACACUCAAAGAUGUUAUUGCUUUGAAAUUUAAGACCUCUGAGAGUGAAGGAGUACUUCUGCAUGGUGAAGGACAGCAAGGAGAUUACAUUACUUUGGAACUGAAAAAGGCCAAGCUGGUCUUCAGUUUAAAUCUAGGAAGCAACCAGCUUGGGCCCAUCUAUGGCCACACAUCUGUGACAUCUGGGAGCCUGCUGGAUGAUCACCACUGGCACUCUGUACUCAUUGAGCGCCAGGGACGCAGCAUUAACCUGACCCUGGACAGGAGCAUGCAGCAUUUCCGCACCAAUGGAGAGUUUGACUACCUGGACUUGGACUAUGAGAUAACAUUUGGAGGCAUACCUUUCUCUGGCAAGCCAAGUUCCAGUAAUAGGAAGAACUUUAAGGGCUGCAUGGAAAGCAUCAACUACAAUGGUGUCAAUAUUACCGACCUUGCCCGAAGAAAAAAAUUAGAGCCAUCGAAUGUGGGGAAUCUGAGCUUUGCUUGUGUGGAGCCCUAUACAGUACCGGUCUUCUUCAAUGCUACAAGCUAUCUGGAGGUGCCUGGAAGGCUUAAUCAGGACCUGUUCUCAGUCAGUUUCCAGUUUAGGACCUGGAACCCCAGUGGUCUCUUGCUGUUCAGUCACUUUGCAGAUAACUUAGGCAAUGUGGAAAUUGACCUUGUGGAGAGCAAAGUGGGAGUCCACAUAAACACUACACAGACCAAGACAAGCCAAAUCGACAUCUCCUCAGGCUCUGGGCUGAAUGAUGGGCAGUGGCAUGAGGUUCGCUUCCUGGCCAAGGAAAACUUCGCAGUCCUCACCAUUGAUGGAGAUGAAGCAUCAGCAGUUCGGACCAAUAGUCCUCUUCAAGUGAAGACUGGCGAGAGAUACUACUUUGGAGGAUUUCUGAACCACAUGAACAAUGCCAGUCACUCUGCCCUUCAGCCAUCAUUCCAAGGAUGCAUGCAGCUCAUUCAGGUAGAUGACCAGCUUGUAAAUUUAUAUGAAGUGGCACAGAGGAAGCCAGGAAGCUUUGCAAAUGUCACCAUUGACAUGUGUGCCAUCAUAGACAGAUGUGUGCCCAAUCACUGUGAGCAUGGUGGGAAGUGCUCGCAAACAUGGGACAGCUUCAAAUGCACUUGUGAUGAGACAGGAUACAGCGGGGCCACCUGCCACAACUCCAUCUACGAGCCGUCCUGUGAAGCUUACAAACACCUUGGCCAGACAUCAAAUUACUACUGGAUAGAUCCUGAUGGCAGUGGACCACUGGGGCCUCUGAAGGUUUAUUGCAACAUGACAGAGGACAAGGUGUGGACCAUAGUGUCUCAUGACUUACAGAUGCAGACUACAGUGGUAGGCUACAACCCAGAAAAGUACUCUGUGACACAGCUCAUCUACAGUGCCUCCAUGGACCAGAUCAGUGCCAUCACCAGCAGUGCUGAGUACUGCGAACAGUAUGUCUCCUACUUCUGCAAGAUGUCCAGGUUGUUGAACACCCCAGAUGGAAGUCCUUAUACCUGGUGGGUUGGCAAAGCCAAUGAGAAGCACUACUACUGGGGAGGCUCAGAGCCUGGAAUUCAGAAGUGUGCCUGCGGCAUCGAACGCAACUGCACAGACCCCAAGUACUACUGCAACUGUGAUGCGGACUACAAGCAAUGGAGGAAGGAUGCUGGCUUCUUAUCCUACAAAGAUCACCUGCCAGUGAGCCAGGUGGUGGUUGGAGAUACUGACCGACAAGGCUCAGAAGCCAAGCUGAGCGUGGGUCCCCUGCGCUGCCAAGGAGACAGAAAUUAUUGGAAUGCUGCCUCCUUCCCAAACCCAUCAUCCUACCUGCACUUCUCUACCUUCCAAGGGGAAACAAGCGCUGACAUUUCUUUCUACUUUAAGACAUUAAUCCCUCGGGGAGUAUUUCUGGAAAAUCUGGGGAACACAGACUUCAUCAAGCUGGAGCUCAAGUCUUCCACAGAAGUGUCUUUUUCAUUUGACGUUGGAAAUGGGCCAGUGGAGAUCGUGGUGAGGUCACCUUCCCCUCUCAAUGAUGACCAGUGGCAUCGAGUCACUGCAGAGAGGAAUGUCAAACAGGCCAGUCUCCAGGUGGAUCGCCUGCCCCAGCAGAUCCGAAAGGCUCCGACUGAAGGUCACACCCGCCUGGAACUCUACAGUCAGCUGUUUGUUGGUGGUGCUGGGGGCCAGCAGGGCUUCCUGGGCUGCAUUCGCUCCUUGAGGAUGAAUGGAGUGACACUUGACUUAGAAGAAAGGGCAAAGGUCACAUCUGGGUUCAAAUCUGGAUGCUCCGGCCAUUGUACCAGCUAUGGGGCUAACUGUGAAAAUGGAGGCAAAUGCAUCGAAAAAUAUCAUGGCUACUCCUGUGACUGCUCUAACACAGCCUAUGAUGGGACAUUCUGCAACAAAGAUGUUGGUGCCUUUUUUGAAGAGGGCAUGUGGCUGCGCUAUAACUUCCAGGCCCUGACAGUCACUGCCAGAGACACAGGCAGCAGGGCUGAGAAUUCUGCAGACCAGCAGCAGCACUUGGCUCCAGACCUGGCCCAGGAGCAGAUCCACUUCAGCUUCAGCACUACCAAGGCACCCUGCAUCCUCCUCUAUGUCAGCUCCCUCACCACUGACUUCCUAGCUGUGCUGGUCAAGCCCACAGGAAACUUGCAGAUCCGAUAUAACCUGGGAGGAACCAGAGAGCCAUUCAAUAUUGAUGUAGACCACAGGAACAUGGCCAAUGGACAGCCGCACAGUGUCAACAUCACCCGGCAUGAGAAGACCAUAAUUCUCAAGCUCGACCAUUAUCCUGCUGCGGGUUACCAUCUGCCCAGCUCCUCUGACACGAUCUUCAAUUCUCCCAAGUCGCUCUUCCUUGGGAAAGUUAUAGAAACGGGGAAAAUCGACCAAGAAAUUCACAAAUACAACACUCCUGGCUUCACAGGCUGCCUGUCCAGAGUCCAGUUCAACCACAUCGCCCCUCUCAAGGCAGCCUUGAGACAGACAAACGCCUCGGCCCACGUGCACAUUCAGGGUGAUCUGGUGGAGUCCAACUGCGGGGCCUCCCCACUGACGCUCUCCCCUAUGUCUUCGGCCACUGACCCUUGGCACCUAGACCACUUGGAUUCAGCCAGUGCUGAUUUCCCGUACAACCCAGGACAAGGCCAAGCUAUAAGAAAUGGAGUCAACAGAAACUCAGCUAUCAUUGGAGGGGUCAUCGCCGUGGUGAUUUUCACCAUCCUCUGCACCUUGGUCUUCCUCAUCCGGUACAUGUUCCGUCACAAGGGCACCUACCACACCAACGAGGCCAAGGGAGCUGAGUCAGCUGAGAGCGCAGAUGCUGCCAUCAUGAACAAUGACCCCAACUUCACAGAGACCAUUGACGAGAGCAAAAAGGAGUGGCUUAUUUGAGGGGUGGCUUUUCAGCCAUGGGAUAGGGAGGGAGGAGUUAAGGGAGGAGGGGGAGGGACAAGAGCACCCCACGUCAUACCCCUGAGCACACGCUUACACUAUCAGCACAAGCUGGGGAAGGCAAGCAAUCCAAUACUCUUAAGACUGAUGGCCACACAAAAUAUACUUUUUAAUAUUUCUUUAUAGCUGAGUUCCCCCUUCCAUAUCAAAACAAAAUAAUACAAAAAUGCUUUUAGAGUUUAAGCAACAGUUGAACUUUGUAGGUACUAUCUGUCUUUUUUUGUGUGUGUUUAGAGGUGUUCUAAAAACCCGUGGUAACAGGGCAAGUUUUCUACAUUUUUAAGAGCCCUUAGAAUGUGGAUAUUUUUUUUCUCAAGAAAAAUUGAUAUACAUCCAUGCAGCCUCUGACAUUCUCUUUCUUUUGCAUCUAGUCGACUUUUAAUGGGCUGUUGUAGCAACUAGUUUGUGUCCAAGUAAUAUUUCUUUUGGUGUCCCAUAAAAUGGAAAUAAGAAAAGUGAUAAACAGUCUAUUUGCCCAGUCUUCUUCAGUGACACCUCAGCCUAGGCCAGUUUUCUGAAGGUUCCUGUCUGGCCUCAGCCAGGGGAAGGAGAGUGAGUGGCCUGUCCGCAGCAAUGUAACCAGCACAAGUGGAGACAAGCACCCAAGAAUCCAGCAAAGAAAUGCAUAUCGGGCUUAUUGCUUUUGUUUUCAUUGACUUCUACAUGCCGAUGUCCUAUGUAUGUAGCCUUAGACCUGUUUAGUAUCUGUAACUAUCAGCUAGAAGACUGUGGUGACCAACUGCUCUAGGACUUCUCCUCUGUUUUAACUACAUUAUUGGAUUUUAUGUGUAUAUGCGCCUCCAUGGGGAAUUAGAGCCAGAGGGAAUGUCUCCUUUGCUCUGUUUCUUUUAUAUUUAUAACAGAAAUAUGGACACUUUCUAGUGAAUGCAUAAGUUAGUGCGCUUUUCUUCUUUUGCUUUAAACUUCACGUUUUUACACUGCUGUGAUGAGGUCCUAGCAGACAGCAUCCUCCGGAUGGCACAGUCCAAUAAAGCCAACUUGCAGCCGCCAUUACUCUGGAAUCAUGUGGGAGACACUGCCAUAUUUUAAACCAACUCGAUCACAAGGACACUGUCAUGAUACACAGACCUGUGACAAAUACAUUGAAUCUGAAGUCACCACCAUCCGGUCAUCAAGAGAACACGAUUGUCUAAUAAAUAACACAUCUUAGGGUAAUCAGGAAUCUUGGGCAAUUUGCUACAAAAAAAUAAUAACUUCUUGAUUUUCUGUAAAAAUAAUAGGCUUUGUGUGAGUAAAUGGGAGCAAUUCUUCCUAUUGGAGCACCCAAAAGGAAUUUAAUCAAUUUAUUUUUUUAAUUGCACAAAAGUUCUCCCUCGAAUGGUUGCCAUUUAUAAUUGUAUACGUCAGGCCUCUUAUACUUAAAAACCUCUUUUUAAAAAUUUUGUAGGCUCCACCAUUUUGAGGAAUUAAAUGUGAAGAUUCUUUCUCCUCUUAGAACAGUGAGGUUAACGCAGUAUUGAUGCUCUUUUUCUCGUGGUCUGUCUUAAUAAGCUGCUUACCCUAGUUAGUUGGGAUUUUACCCAGAUACUCUCAAGGUUCUCCAAAUGCUUAAUGUAUUGGAGGAUCUCAACUUCUUGAAUAAUAGAAAACUUUAUCCCAAGCCUCUCUUUGCACCAGUUUACAACGGGCUCCAAAAGGAGGCAAGUGUCCCCCCUUGCAUCAAGGAAACCGAAUAAAAGGGAACCCUGAGAGUGUUUUUAAUUGCAGGCAGACCUCAGACAGUCCCAUAAAUACCCCGAAUUGUCAAGCCUUGUUCAUUCUUUCAUAAAACAUAUUAAAUGGAAAGGUAUUUAACAGAACAAACUGUGAGAACAGCUGUAACGUUUACUUAUGAGAGCACAUUUGAGACCAAAUGUCAUUUUAUUUCAUCAAGAUACCUGACCAUAGUGUAUUCUUGUCCAUAAUUUCAAAUUGAAAAAGCAAAGGUUUACCAUUAUGGCUUGAAAUUGUUUCUGGUUUAAAAAAAAAAAACAACAACUUAUUUUGCAGGCAUUACUUUGGCACUUAACAAAUACUGUCAGAUGGAAAUGCGUGCCUUCUGGCAUUUCCUGAGAUAGCUGUGUUCCUCUGCUUCAUCUCAGCACUUCUCUCCCCCAAUGAUGAGCAAGAAAAACCACCAAGGACAGCCCCAGUGUUAAAAUGUCCUCACCCUGUCCUUCUCCUCACUCGUUCCUUCUCUUGCUUCUGCCACAAAAGACAAAGACCGAAGGCCAGUCCGUCUCUCACAAUUAGCAAAGCCAGGGUCCUGAAUGAUGUCAUCAGUUAAGACACGCAAGAGAUCCGCUGACACAGUCUCUCCUAAGCAGUUACAAGAUGGCUGACAGACAGGACACAGAAAGGCGGGUACAGUAGUAAGUAGCUACAUUAAUUGCUCUCCUUGGAAUGACACCCUUAACCAAACUAAUCACAUCUGUGUAUAACAGACAUGACCAGUCUGUUCUGAAUGGGAAAUACUUGCUCAUUUGAAGAAGAAGGAAUUCUCUGUUGCAGUUCUUCCGUUGACAGUUUGGCAUGACGCUGCUUCAAGAGUCAUGACAUAACGCAGACUUGCCUGAUCCUAUCUGUUGUUGUUCUCCACUGCCAUCUCAACAUCUUAUAUCCAGUAUAUCAUCCACAAAGCACAAACUAAUGGAAAGCCCUGUAAGCAAUAACAAUAUAUAAACCAAACAAACCCCAAGAUACUGUACCAAAGGAAUAAGACACACUGGUGCAUGCCUGUAAUCCCAGCAUUUGAGAGACUGCGGCAGGAGGGUAAUGAGUUCAAGGUCAGCCUGGGCUACUUAGCAAAUUCCAGUCAGCCUUGAGCUGUCUAGUGAGACAAGUCUCAAAAAAGUUCUAAAUAAAUAAAUGAAGCUUCAGAGAACACUGAUGACUGACUGAGGCUUAUGUGUGCAGGAAACUUGCUCUGCAUCUAAAACAAAUAUCUGUGUUUUUCAAGAAGCUAAAAAUGAAAGACUCCAAAUGAAUGCAAAAUUAGUGGUACUCUAUAUUCUCAAAAUAGCAUAUUCUCUGGAUCUCACAGAAGCUAAUUCAGGACAUCAAAAUUAUUUCAAGGCUGAAUUUUCCCUGGGCCUUCUUAAUAUGUAAGAGUGUAUUUCCUCACUGCUGUCUACCAACCAUUCAAAAAUGGGGAGGUUUAUGAUUUUUUUUCAUUGAAGAUCUGGAAACAAGAGUUUAAAGGACUUUUGUUAGAAAUCUCCCUAUGCUCUGAAUCAGAUGAGAAAGCACCCCUCCCCAAAGGAGCAGGAGUUCAAAGGCAACAGAGGCAGAACCAGCAUGAGCAGUGAAUAGACUGAGUGGUUGAACAGCUUAGGAGAACCCCAGGUGCACCCUGUGAGCCAGGCACAGACAAAGGCCGUGUCCAGCAGAGCAUACUGCAGAGAGAGGCCAACAGGUACCGGCUGCAACUGUACCCCAGUUAAGGUAGUGUCGGAAGACACACUAACCUCUACAGUAAGAUCUGUUCCCUUUUUAUCUCUCCAUUUAUUCUUUUCUCUCAUCUCCUUGCUGCACCCUCCUCUUCAGGGGAAAAUGUUAAUAGUCCUCUUACAUUUCAUGCUUAUAAACAAUGUCUGCUUUGAACUCUUUUUCUGUGAUUUCAAGCACUUUAAAAAAGGGGGGAAAGAAUCAUUUAACCUUGUUGAGUUUGAUUUAUUCAACCAACAAUAGUUUCUGAAGUGCUCUUCCUGGUGAGCCACCUGAUCCUGAUAUAAAUGAGGAAAAGCAACCAGGCAUCCCACUCGUUUUUGGCCAAAAACAAAGGGCAUCUUUUUUAGAUGGUGUUUUAGUGAGUGUGACCCCUGAGAAUUAGCUGAUAGAUCUCAACAUGUAUAUAGGCAUGGAGACUCACAUCUAUAAUCCCAGCAUUUAUAGCUAAGAAAUCAGGAAUUUAAGGCCAGCCUCAGCUACAGAUGAGUUCAAAGCCAGCCUGGGCAAUAAUAAGACUCCAUCUCAAAAGAACAAGCAAAAAGGAAUCUCAGGCCAUCAAGAUGUCUCUGCAGGUAAAAGCACUUGCCAUGUAAACUUGACCAUGUAAACCCAAUCCAUGGAUCCUACCUAUAGUGGAAGGAAAAAACUGACUCCCAAGAGUUGUCCUCUGAUCCUCUACACACACACACACACACACACACACACACACACACACACACACACCAUAAAUAAAAAUUAGAAUGAAUCCCCACCCUUUCUCCAUCCUAGACUUGCUAUAUGUGACCCUGGCCAUGCCCUGGAACUUCUGCCUGUCCUUCUCGAGCUGCUUUACCUACUGAAAAGACAAUUGCGAGCACAGUGGAUUCAUGAUUGUGGAACACUUUGAAACCCAAAUAUAAAUUUCAAAACCAACUGACUUGGCUUGAGGCUGUAAGCUGCAUUUUAAAAGUACUAUGUAAACAAUAUAGCCAUGCACAUGGAGAGUUAUAGGGCAUUGCUGAACUACUGCUGAAUUAUGAAUCAGAGAGACCUCCAGGGAGCUAGGCUGUCAACACAGGGAAGCAGAACCCAGAGGAAAACUAGAGAAACUGGAAAUUUAAUUGUAAAUCUCUGAAUCCUCACCUGGGCAUGACUUGUGGCUCACAAUAUACACACAGUUUCAGAUAGAUAGUAAAUAUAAUUAGACUGGAUUAUAAAUUAGACACACACACACACACACACACACACACACACACACACACACACACACCAUAAAAGGUAUUUUCUAGCCUGGAGACCCUGUGCCUCAAUAUUACAGUCACUCUCCAUGAUAAAUGUCAGGAAUUUUCAAAGAAUUUUUUUUCACCACAGCGUUUUUAUUUUCUCUCUCUCAUGUAGAAUAGUCUACAAAACCUCUGUCAAUAAAACAGAGAAGCGACAUCCAAAAGCCGAGUAAAGACUGGAAGAAGGUAAUAAAGAUAGAAGUGUGCACAGGUGUGUUCACACCUAACACCCGCUCACACAUUUCUGUUCCAGAUGAAAAUGUGCUGUGGGAACACAUCUGCUAAGAGUUUGCCCCAUUUCCCAGGCUCGGAUGACUUCUAGUACACAAGUGCUGGCUUCUGAGAUGGCUGUGAAGGUGUGGAAGUUCCUCUCGAGGAGGCCAAGAAACUGUUCUUGAUGUUGCCAAUUCUCAGUUUUGCUUUGCCAGGUUCUUUUUGGUUUUUAAGCCCAUGGUGACUGUGGAGGUUAGCGCUGAGGAAAGCUGGGCUAAGUAUUCUUCCUGUGAGUCAGUUAGGACUCCAUCCCUGUGAAACAACGCGAAACUUCACUCUCUAAAAGCAACAGCAUGUAAACUAGAAUGAAAGAAGGAAAUUAUGUAUGUAUGACUAUUAUUCUUUUGUGAAUGUCCUUCAUUUACCUCCUAAAGUUAUAUUAGAAACAGAUUGAUAAAUAAAAGAUUCAAAAUAGUUUUAAUUAUCCUAAAA
This is a messenger RNA of Rattus norvegicus (Norway rat), 10175 nucleotides long. It is a transcript of the gene Cntnap2, whose product is annotated as contactin associated protein 2. Lineage: Eukaryota; Metazoa; Chordata; Mammalia; Rodentia; Muridae. Gene Ontology annotation, biological process: vocalization behavior; thalamus development; social behavior. The record is from RefSeq and is marked validated. Bases 700 to 4698 code for a protein of 1332 amino acids. Gene Ontology annotation, cellular component: voltage-gated potassium channel complex; axolemma; cell junction. The transcript has 24 exons. Gene Ontology annotation, molecular function: enzyme binding; PDZ domain binding.